Pseudophryne corroboree (corroboree frog) is the source of this 4153-nucleotide messenger RNA. RefSeq names its product SLIT and NTRK like family member 1 (gene SLITRK1). The transcript has a single exon. The record is from RefSeq and is a predicted model, not a curated record. Gene Ontology annotation, biological process: positive regulation of synapse assembly; axonogenesis; regulation of presynapse assembly. Gene Ontology annotation, molecular function: protein binding. The coding region runs from base 943 to 3033 and encodes 696 amino acids. Gene Ontology annotation, cellular component: glutamatergic synapse; postsynaptic density membrane; GABA-ergic synapse. NCBI's taxonomy places the organism in Eukaryota, Metazoa, Chordata, Amphibia, Anura, Myobatrachidae.
GUCUGUGUGCGUGUAUGUGACAUCAGAUGGAAUCCAGAGGAGAUUGUCAGUCUCUAAAGUUAGACGAGGGAAAAAAAUCCAGCACUCGUUUUAAAUAAGCGUGUCAGUGGAUCGCUGUCUUUAAUACCAACAUAUUUUUCGCUUGCCCUGUGCGUUGAUUGAUUUUUUCCAGCAUUCCCUCAGCAAAUGGAUUUUUGCCACUGCAGAUCAGCAGAGGGUGUCAGAUCUUUCAGAGUGCACCAGGCUGGAACGAACAGAGCCUCUUAGCAACUGACUUGUUCCCUCAGACACACGCUCAGGCAUAUACACAGUAGUGUGUAUUGUAAUCCGGAGACAGGAUACUAAAGAAAGACAGGAAAGGCAAAGGAAGGAAUGGUGAAAUGGACAUUUUAAAAACGCAUCGAUUGCGGAAAUUUUGCAGUGUCAUUGGCUCGACGGAGAAUGUUUAGGCUGGGGCGUGAUUUCAGCACCAAGAAGCUGUGAACAGCACACAGACUGGAUGAGAGCCACAUACAGGGGAAGGUAACUGCGAUCGGCAACCUAAAUAUUGCUUUAAAUAAAGACAAAAGCAAGGAAAGCAAGGUGCUGUAUCAGGCAAAGCUUAUACAGCCAGUCUCCCUGUCUGUCUGCAGCAUGGCACUGCUGAAGAUGUGCACAAUGCACACCAGCAGCACGAUUUGUAAAACCUGACAAACACUCAGGAUCUGAUUAUUCGGAUGUUUACUGCUGCAUUCGACUUCCAUCCUACGUGACUAUAAUUUGUGGAUGUAUUAUUGACUGCCGUCUGGGAUUAUUGCAGUGGAGGAGACAAGGGGAGCACUGGAAAUCUUCAGAUCAGGUAUUUUAUUGCUGCUUUCUUUAGAUCCUCAGUAUCAGAUCUCUGUUGGAGAUGGAUUGUUAACACAGUGCGAUGAGAUCGGGAAUGCAUUGCUCUGAUUAAAAAUGCUGCUUUGGAUUCUGUUGCUGGAGAUAUCUCUUUGUUUUGCUGCUGGAAACGUUACGAGAGACGUUUGCAAAGAAAAAAUCUGUUCUUGUAACGAGGUAGAGGGGGAUCUUCACGUAGACUGCGAGAAAAAGGGAUUCUCUAACCUGCAACAUUUCUCAGCUCCCACUUCCCAAUUCUAUCAUCUGUUUUUGCAUGGAAAUUCUUUAACGAGGCUUUUCCCUAAUGAGUUUGCUAACUUUUACAAUGCCGUCAGUCUACACAUGGAGAACAAUGGCUUGCAUGAGAUUGUCCCUGGUGCUUUCCUUGGUUUGCAACUGGUAAAACGACUGCACAUUAAUAACAACAAAAUCAAAUCGUUUAGAAGACACACAUUCCUAGGACUGGAUGAUCUGGAAUAUCUCCAGGCUGAUUUCAACCUGUUACGAGACAUUGACCCAGGAGCAUUUAGGGACUUGAACAAGCUAGAGGUUUUAAUUUUAAAUGACAACCUCAUUAGCACAUUACCCACUAAUGUGUUUCAGUAUGUGCCGAUCACACAUCUGGAUCUCCGGGGAAACCGAGUUAAGACCUUGCCCUAUGAGGGGGUCUUGGAACAGAUCCCAGGCAUUGCUGAAAUUCUUCUGGAGGAUAACCCUUGGGACUGCAGUUGCGACCUGUUAUCUCUAAAGGAGUGGCUAGAGAAUAUCCCAAAGAAUGCACUGAUCGGUAGGGUUAUUUGUGAAGCGCCUACUAGGUUGCAAGGCAAUGAUUUAAAUGAGACCACAGAGCAAGAGUUGUGCCCCUUGAAAAACGCAAUUGAUUCUAGUCUAGCUGCCCCUCCUGCCCAAGAUGAAACCUGUGAUCCUGGUCCAAUCCCAACCCCCUAUAAAAUCAGUGGCCAAGAGGACUCUGCUACCCAGGGCUCCUCAGUUAGUGGAGGUACAAAGAUACCAGGAAACUGGCAAAUAAAAACUCGACCCACUGCUGUUGUGUCAGAAAUUAAUUCUAAUUUUAAAUCCCCUUAUAUAUUUGCCUGUCCUGUUAUCUGCAGUUGCGGUCAGCAAAUCGUUGGCUCUGGAUUGAAAGUAGACUGCAGUAACAAAAAUGUAAAGAGUAUGUCUGACUUGGAGCCCAAACCAUCUAAUGUGCAGGAACUAUUCCUGCGGGAGAACAAGAUCCACACUAUCCGAAAAUCCCACUUUCUGGAUUAUGGAAAUUUAACUUUGCUGGAUCUAGGAAAUAAUAAUAUUGGCAUUGUAGAGAACAACACAUUCCAGAACUUAACUGAUUUAAGAUGGCUGUACAUGGAUAAGAACUGUAUAGACACCCUCACCCCGGAUAAAUUCACUGGUCUGCAAAGCCUGGAGUAUCUGAAUUUGGAAUUUAACUUUAUUCAACUAAUCCUCCCAAACACAUUUAAUCCUAUGCCUAACCUCAGGAUUCUGAUCCUCAACAACAACCUCCUUAAAUCUCUACCUGUGGAUGUGUUUGCUGGUGUCAGCAUUUCCAAAUUAAGUCUUCAUAAUAAUUACUUUAUGUACCUCCCUGAGGCAGGGGUAUUGGAUCAGCUCACCUCUAUCAUACAAAUAGAUCUUCAUGGUAACCAGUGGGACUGCUCCUGUAAUAAUGUGCCUUUCAAACAUUGGGCAGAACGACUUGGCCCGGAGGUAAUUGUAAGUGAUCUCAAAUGUUAUUUCCCAGAAGAAUUCUGGGGGAAAGACUUCAGAUUUCUUUCUAAUGACAUGAUGUGUCCCCUGCUGUAUGCAAAAAUCUCUCCAACUCUCAAUGCUCUUAAUAAAAACAGUACUGGCCUGACAGAGACCAAUACCCAUCCCAAUUCCUACCUAGAGACAAGCCGGGUAUCUAUCUCUGUGCUAGUACCAGGACUUUUGUUGGUGUUUGUCACCUCUGCCUUCACAGUAGUUGGCAUGCUCGUAUUUAUCCUUAGGAACAGGAAAAGAUCGAAGAGAAGGGAUGCCAACUCAUCUGCCUCUGAAAUCAAUUCCUUGCAGACAGUAUGCGAUUCUUCUUACUGGCACAAUGGCCCCUACAAUGCAGAUGGCACUCAUAGAGUAUAUGAUUGUGGGUCUCAUUCACUGUCAGACUAAGAUGUGUUAGAAAGGGGAGGGGUGGGAAGAGGGUUUGUUAAAGGCAAAUAAGCACUGCACCCCCCGGAGCUAUCACUUGUUAAAACACAAAAGGACACAAUUAAUGUUGUGCAUUGCUGUACCAUUCGCUACAAUUGUGCCAUUUCCAUAAAAUAGUAUUUGUUUAAAGCUACCUUAUUGUGAAUAAUAAACACGGACGUCCAUGAAUUAUUAAAACAUUGACACAUACAGUACCAGUAAGCCAGCUGUGCUACCUGUCGCAGUACUUAAAUGUGAAUAUACACGAGAAGAGGAUGGGGUAACCAGCCAUAAAAUGUCAGAGUAUUUAUCAAGGGGAGGGGAGGGGAGGGGGGGUUGUGUUCCAGGAGCGGCUGAAAUAACAGGGGUGCUUCUAAUCAUGCAGCGUCUGCUCUCUGCUGUGUUGGUGCAGAAGUGGGAACGUUGCACGAAGGCAUGAAUGUAAUGUAAAUAAGUGACUAGUAAAACCAAGUGCUGCAUGGCUCGCAUGGAUACAGCGUACCCCGGGGGCGAUCAAGUGAACCAGAGAUCACGUCUGAGCAACCACUCUCUCUGGCCCCCAAAAGUCUCAUCUUCUCCAGUCUCUCGAUACAGUAUCGGUAUACUUAAAGUGCCAUUGCUCGAUCUCUUGUAAUGGAUCACUCAGUACAGAUCAUUAAGUUUACUGUGGGAACAAGAAAAACAAAUCUAUUGUACUGUUUUAUUUAAUAUGUGUUUGCAUGAAUAGUUUCAUUAUUUUCAAAAUUUGUUUUUCUUUAUGCAAAAUAUUUGUGUUCAUUUUAAAACAUAUCUACAUAUGCAUUUCCAUUCUGAAUGUAUGAUGAUUAUCGGUUAUUAUUAUUAUUUUUUAUUAUUAUUAUUAUAAUUAUUAUUAUUAUGGCUACAGUGUAAACAGUCAAAGGCAUUCCGAUGCAAUUAAGCAUGACGAAUUACUGUUAUUCUAAUGCUUAGGGUGGGAGGCUAGCUGGAAAAAUAAUACAUCUAAACCUAAAUAUGGUGGUAAUUAUAAAAAAAGAAAGGAAAUAACAUUGAAAACUCAGUAAUUAUAUUCGAAAAUUUUAUAAUGGCAUAUUUUUCAGUAUUAAAGUGAAAUGUUUCCAAA